UGUUAGUCAAAAGGAUUGGGGUGGUUAUACUUUACAAGUUCUAACCAAACAACAACGUUAUGUUUCAUGUUAAAAUGUUCGAUUACAGAAACAAAACAGGGAUUCUUCUGUAUAUUUCAAGUUUCAACCUCGAAUCACUCUUUCCCACGACAAAACAAAUGUCAAUGGAAUUUGGCUUUUCAUUACAAUACUUGUGGAAUUUUGACUGUUGAUCACAAUUAUGUUAUUCUCAUCUUACUGGUGCACCAAUGCAGGAGUUAAAUAGAGCCAGAAAAUAUUGUCCUUGGCUUUUCAAAGUCACUGUCAGCUGUUUGCCCUUGGCCGAUAAACCAGUGAACAGAAUUGAUGGGCAAUGUAAUCAGUUCAUUUUUCUCAGGCUUCACAGACGCCAUUGCCAAACUUUUUGGCAAUCCGCUUGAUUUUCUUGCUGGAAAGUCCUGCAGUUCAGUUUGUGGAUCAACAUGGGAUUUCAUCUGUUACAUAGAGAAUUUUUGCGUUGCGAAUCUGCUGAAGUUGAUCAUGGUGUUAGUUCUGUCCUACAUUGUUCUCCUAUUCUUUUAUCUGCUGUAUAAAGUGGGCAUCUGCCAGUGCAUUGGUCAUAGUCUGUGCAGAAUGGUAUGGGCAAGCAUUGCAUGCUGGUUCUCUUUUUGGGAAAUCUGUUGCACUUUCUUGUGCUUUAAGCUUCUAAAGAUUAAGAGGAUAAAUCGAGGGCGUAGAAGAGUAAGAGAAUAUCAGUUUGAUACUAGUGAUGAACAUGAUGAUGAAAGCUUUUCAUAUCGCACUUCUAGACCUACGGAAGCAAGCAGUACAUCCCUAUCUGGCCGAUGGAGAGACUACAGAGGAGUUCACUUACGAAAGUCUUUGAGGCCUAGAAGCCAUCGAAUAAAAGUGGGGAUAAAAAGAGAUGCUCUUUAUGAAAGGAACCAUGGUAAGCAUGGCCAUCAUAUAAACACAGUUCAUGGCGUUAGGGUGACACAUACAUCAAAAUUUGCACAGAAAGGUUCAACUCGUAGGGGAAGGGUUCAUCAUAGAAGGAGAUAAUUCUGAAUACUAACAGUACGCAUUUAUCUUUUCAAUCUCAUGGAAACUUUUGGCUUUCUCCUGGAAGUGGUCAGAAUGGUAACAUAUGAUCAUUUUCUCAUCCUCUCCCUGCGGUGGAAUUUGGCAGAACCAUCCUCUUCUUCAUUUGUAUCAUAACCUUAUAGUUCCUUUCUGGCAUUCAAACCGACACAAUGCUUGACUGACUGCAGAAUAUAGUUUAUUUAUUCCUUUUCAACCUCUGCUAGUGCAUUGAUAGGAUAGUUCUCAUAGCACUUCACUGGAAUGCAUUAUCUUCAGAGAGUCCUUAUCAUGAAUGAUAUUGCUCUUUCCUAGCAAGAAUCAAGUUCUCUAGCAUCAUUGCCUUUACCAAUCAAGGGACUUGUCCGAAAUUUACUUUUCUCCCUGCACUUUCACAACUCAAAGUUUUUGGUAUGCAUGGCUUGGCUUUAGAUUUGUCAAUUGUCUCCAGAUAAUCCCAUUUCAACAACUAUACAUGGGGAUUCUCUUUGUUGCUCCUACAAGAAAAUACGUGUAUACGCUUGCAUCCAUACAUUUGCAUGUGUAUAAUUAAUUGUACACACAGGUAUACUUGAUCUUGAAGUAGGUGGAGAAUUGCCC
Theobroma umbraticum is the source of this 1659-nucleotide messenger RNA. RefSeq lists its product as uncharacterized. NCBI's taxonomy places the organism in Eukaryota, Viridiplantae, Streptophyta, Magnoliopsida, Malvales, Malvaceae. The record is from RefSeq and is a predicted model, not a curated record.